Molecule: messenger RNA, 1995 nt
Organism: Zasmidium cellare ATCC 36951
Lineage: Eukaryota; Fungi; Ascomycota; Dothideomycetes; Mycosphaerellales; Mycosphaerellaceae
Exons: 3
Coding region: 1-1995 (664 amino acids)
Biological process (GO): poly(A)+ mRNA export from nucleus; regulation of translational termination; regulation of translational initiation
Cellular component (GO): nuclear pore; cytoplasm; nuclear pore cytoplasmic filaments
Molecular function (GO): phospholipid binding; translation initiation factor binding; inositol hexakisphosphate binding
Source: RefSeq, a predicted model, not a curated record
AUGAGUUCACCAUUCCGACGUUCGGACCACUCCAGGUCGAGUCCGGUCCGCAACCGCAUCAAUGGCCUCCAUCGCUCGCGCACGCAUAGCCACAGCACGCAUGAGAUCGAUGGAUACUGCGAGGAGAUGAGUCGCCUGCACAUCGACACCGAGAAGUCGUAUCAGAAACUGUUGGACGAGCGAGCGCGCGAACAGAAGCAGAAGCACCUCGAAGGGUUGGACAGGGCGCUGGAGAAGCAUGAGCUGGUGCAAAAAAGCGCACGAGAGUGUGUGGAGCGAAUCCAGCUGGAACAACAGCAGAAGCGACUUCGCCAGCAACAGGAAGAACACCGCAAGCUCGAAGAGGAGAGGCGCAAGCUUGAAGAAACGCAAAGAAAGAUUGCUGAAGAGGAGGAAAAGCGGAAAGAGGCUGAGCGGAAGAAAGAAGAAGAACGCCAGGCGGCAUUGAAGCGCCAGCAAGAGGAAGAGGCUGCGCGCAAAGCUGCCGAGCAAAAGAAGAAAGACGCUGAGGAGGCGCGACUGAAGGCUGAGAGAGAAAAGGCUGCGGCUGAAAAGGAGGCAAAGGAUAAGGCAUCCGCCGAGCAAGCAGCUCAGGCCCAGCAGCAGCAAGGACAGUCUCAGCAACCUCAGCAGUCCCAACAAGCCCAACAACCUCAGCAGUCUCGAGCCCAGCCUGGAUCAACAACUGUCAACGGAACACCAGCCCAGCCGGCAGCCAGCUCUGUCAGCUCAAACGUCGACGAGCGCCAGAGAGUCCACGAAGAGUAUCUGGCGAUCCACCAGCGCCUCAAAGUCCUUCGCACGAAUAUACAGACAGCAAUGAAGGCCAACCAGCAGUUCAAGAUAUCGGUGGAGAAUGUGGAGGGUGAAAUCAGAAAGAACAUUGGUCAGAUCAACAGAAUCAACAAGAAGGGGAACAAGGACAAGAUCCAAAAUGUCAUGUACCAUAUUGACCAGUCUUUGGCAAUCAAACAGACGACGGACAUCACGCAGUUCAUGUACAAUCCGACACCGGUUCAGCCCAUCGAGGGACCCGUGAUCCUGGUCUACAUGCUUCACAUCUUCUGCAAGUUCAUAAUCCGGCAGAUGGACGCAGAAGUUGGAUCAUUGUCCACCGAGAAAGGCGACGCCGCGGACGCUUUGGGCAUUGCGGUGGCCUUGGUCUUCUCCAACCCCAAAUACCUGAUCGAUGGCCGGCCACUCAUUGACAUCAUGUGGGCACCCUAUCACCGCAACUGUCCUCGCCUCUUCGGAGUGCCACUACGCAGUCUACCAAAACACGUCAAGAACUUCGGCGCACUCGCGGCUGGAUUCGCAGCGAUCACGCUCCGACAGUUCCCAACAGGCAGAGUCAAUCCCGCCCCCAACCGCAUCUUCUGGGAAACCGUGGCACGUAUAGUCAACGUCCCACGCGAAGACCUGAAGAAGGACCACCUCACGAUGCUCGAGUGGAUGCUGCAACCGACUUUCGUCAGCAAAUUCAUCCAAAUUUACGGCAACGCAGGACUGGUGGCCACCCGCUUCAUCAUCAUGGACCUCGCCCCCGCCGCCCGAAACAACCCCAAGUUACGCGUCGAAGCAACAGGCAACGAUGGGAAGGGUCAUAACGGCAAGGCUCCGGCCACGCACGCACCCACGGCACCCAGGGCUAUGAAUCCUCCGAACCGUGGUGGUGGUGUUUUCGCGAACGAGAAUCGUCCGUCGAAUCCUUUGAUUGAGAGGAAUACGGGGGUUGGACUGGGUAUCCAGACGCCGGCUCAAUCUCUUGCUGCGUCGGCGUGGGCUCGGUCGUCGAACAAUGAUCAACCGGACAACAGUCCAAGGACAAACCAGCCCACUGGGCCUCGCAGUAACGGUACUGGUGGCGUGACGAGGGUCAACGGAUCAAGCAUGACAUGGCAUCGAGGUGGGAGCAACUUGAAUGAUGCGAGGGUACCUCAGGCCCCGAAUGCUACAACCAUCAGGACUGGCUUGCAAAGCAAUUGGUACAGGUAG